CUCUCCUUCCUUCCUUCCUUCCUUCCCAGCGGAGCCAAAGUGCCACGACUUCACCCAGCAGCAGCUGCUCGGCCAAGAGGCUCCUCCAUAGCGCAGCGCAGCGCAGAGCCCUUCCUGCAGGCGAGAAGAAGAGGGUUAAGAACAGGAAGCCAAAAUGGAUCUUUUUGACCCUCAAAUGCUAGGUGUCAUGGUUUUUGGAGGAUUUAUGUUGGUCUCAGCCAUUGGCAUAUUCUUGGUGUCCACUUUUUCUAUGAAAGAAACAUCUUAUGAAGAAGCUUUGGCAAAGCAACGCAAAGAGCUAGAGAAAGUCAGUCAACAGAAAGUGGAGAAGAAAAAGAAAGAGAAGCCUACUGAGAGAAAAUUAAAGGCUAAAAAAAGGGAAGAGAAACCUAAUGGAAGAAUACCUGAGCCAGACUUGGAUCUGGAUGUUUCUAACAGUAAUAAAGAUGCAAGCCCUGAACCAGUUUUGGUCAUUGAACCAACAGACUUCCAGUCAUCUACUGUGCUUCUUUCAGCUCCUUCCCCGGAGAAGGAGAAGCUAGCCCCAUCUCCUAAAGACAAGAAGAAGAAGGAGAAGAAGGUGGGGAAAGAUGAGCUGGCUUCUAGCCAUGUAAUUUCUUCCUUGCCAACUACUGCCUCAGAAGCCCCUAUUCCUGAUAUAGCUCCCAAAGAGGUGGCUUCAGGUGCUCCUCCACCAGUUGGCACACUACCAAAUGCUCCCUUAACUAGCUCAGUGGCUCUUAAAAAAAAGGAAGUUCUUGAAAUGCAAGAGGAACGAAAGCAUGAUGCAGCUUCUAAGAAAAAAGUGAUUGCUAAAAAGAAGAAAGAAUCAACUACCACAGAUACUGAAGGCAUACUUUCUCUGCCAUACAAGACCUUAAUUUCCAUAAUCAGCAGCAUGGUUUUUGGUGAAGGUGAGGUCCAGCAGCUGAUUGAAAUCCUGACUGAGAAAGCAGGAGGUGCUCAGGAUCCAUGGCUUAUGGCAACACAGAAAAGUGACCCUGUUGCUGUACUGAAACGACAGCUGGAGGAAAAAGAGAAGCUUCUUGCUAUGGAGCAAGAAAAUGCAACUGCUGCAAAAGCUAAACUGAGAGAACUUACAAAGGAACUAGCAGCUGAGAAGGCAAAGACAGUCAUGCUUGAGAAUAAAUGCAAAGAGCAACUGCAGACACAUGAGCAAGAAAUGUCUGCUGUCCAAGCCCGUAUGCAGGCCAGCUAUCAGGACCAUACAACCGAAACCCAACACUUGCAAGGAAAGAUUCGGACGCUACAAGAACAGCUGGAGAAUGGGCCUAACACUCAGCUUGCUCGCUUGCAGCAAGAAAAUUCCAUUCUCAGAGAUGCUUUAAAUCAAGCCACGAGCCAGACUGAGAGCAAGCAGAAUGCCGAACUAGCUAAACUUCGUCAGGAGUGUAGCAGACUAGGCAAAGAACUGACUGAAAAGUUAGAGAUUUUGCAACAGGUAGAAGAACAGAACAAGGUCCUAGAAAGGAAAGCUAUUUCCUUUGAAGAGCAAAUCUGUCAGCUCCAGAUAUCCCAAAAAGAAAAAGAAGCUCCACUACAGAAGAGCUUUAACGAAAUCAGCGAAGAACUCUGCAAAUGCCAGGCCAACUAUCAAAGCUUGCAGAAAGAGCUGCAAAAGACAAAAGAGCAGCAGCCCAAUUUUGCUGAAAUUCAGACUAAACUGCUGUGCUCUGAAGCAGAGGUGAAGAGAAAAGUUGAAGAAUUAAAUGAUUUACAGAUUAAGUUAUCAGACAUCACUGCCCAAAAUGUCCAGCUUAUAGAAAGGAUUAAAUCAAGUGAAGCCCUCCUGGAGGCCAGCCAAGCAAAAGAAGCAGAGAAAAACAAAGAUGCACAGGAUGCAGAUCAAAAGGAGGGCAGUCUACUGCAGUUAAGAUUCCAAGAAUCAUCCACAGAGGUCUCAACUUUACAGAAGGACAUCGCAGAACUAAGAGAAACAGUAGAACAGUUGAAAAUAAAAAACAAUGACUUGCAAGAAAAGAACUUGGAAGCCACAGAAACUCUGGUUUCAGAGAGAAAGUCUUGUGAGGAAAAGUUGCUAUCCUCAGCCCAAACAAAGGAAACAUUGGAGGAGCACCUUGGAAUGGUUCAGACACAAACAAAGAAGAUACUCAUUUCUCUCUUCCCACAAGUCCUAUUAGAUGAUCAACAGACAUAUGAUGAAUGGUUGGAGAAAUUUCAAGAGAAGGCUUACGAAUUAUUGGAAAAGAAGGAUGCCAAAGCAGAGGCUGAUACAGCACUUACCACACUACAAACAGAAUGUGAUCAGUACAGGACCACUCUUGCAGAGACGGAAAGGAUGCUCAGGGACUUGCAGAAGUGUGUAGAGAAGGAGGAACAAGUGUGGAAAGCAAAGCUGGCUGCAUCAGAAGAAGCACUUCAGAAGUCUGAAGACCAAGUGAAAUAUCUUGAAGAUGAUGUGGAGAAGUUCAAGACGGAAUUCCAGAAUAUGGAAAAGUUAAAAGAGUACACUUCUCUUUUGGAAGCACAGUUGAAAAAUCACAUGGCAACUGCUAACUCUGAACACCAGAAUUAUGCAAAAGAAGUUGAAGUUUUAAGACAAAUGUUAUCAGAAUCCCAAGAAAAUCUGGAUACAACAAAAACAGAAAUACUAAAGCAGAGUCAGGAGCUCACACAGGCUAGGGAUUUGGUAAGCAGCUUGCAGUCUGAACUGGAGAAGCUAAAAUCUGCUGGAAACAAUUCUGCCUCUGCAAAUGAAGAUAUUCUCCAGCUUCAGGAAACACUAGACAAGGAGAAGAAGUUAACAAAGGACUUGGGGUGUGCAGCUACUAAACUAAAAGAGCUUUUGAAGGUCACCCAAGAACAGUUGGCCAAGGAAAGAGAAACAGUGAAGAAGUUACAAGAGCAGCUGCAGCAAAAGGAAGAAAACAAUGGCACUGUCAAGGAAGGAACAUCUGUUUGACAAUUCCAGGACCCAAAAUAUGCUCUUCACACUACAAAAUGCCUUAUACAAUUCCAUACUAUGCACGUGUUUACUACAGAAAGCAAUAAACAAAUAAAUGACAUGAAUGAUCAUGAUCUGCCUUAAUUUUUAAAAAAGAAAUAAAAGCAAACUUUGCAGGAAACAGUCUAUAAA
Molecule: messenger RNA, 3118 nt
Organism: Sceloporus undulatus (fence lizard)
Lineage: Eukaryota; Metazoa; Chordata; Lepidosauria; Squamata; Phrynosomatidae
Gene: RRBP1
Product: ribosome binding protein 1
Exons: 22
Coding region: 155-2944 (929 amino acids)
Biological process (GO): protein transport
Cellular component (GO): endoplasmic reticulum membrane
Source: RefSeq, a predicted model, not a curated record